Klebsormidium nitens is the source of this 432-nucleotide messenger RNA. NCBI's taxonomy places the organism in Eukaryota, Viridiplantae, Streptophyta, Klebsormidiophyceae, Klebsormidiales, Klebsormidiaceae. The record is from the annotation of a GenBank genome assembly.
AUGGAAAUGUUAAAAAAUAUGAAAGUCGGCCGUUCGGAUGUCCAGAAGAUGACGGGGGUACAUGAAGCCGGGCGGGCUGCUGAGACGCGGGCAACAAUUUUUCCAACUUGGGAUUCAGAACGGCCGUCCGUAAGAAGGGGCGGAGCAGCUUCAGACGUUUCUAAGUUCGUCAUCAUCGAGACGAAUGAAGAUCAAGAGCGAGGGGAGAUGGCGAAAAUGGCGGAUCUAAUGAGCGGCUUGCGAGCGGAACCGAAAGCAAACGGCCCCAAGCGCGAUGGCUGCGCGGACGCGUCCAAAGUGUCACAGGAGCCUGUCUGCUGGUCGCCACUUCUUGCAAUCUGGGGCCAGCCUCGGUUGGAUUCCACAAGGAUGGGCCUGCAAAACGUGUGGGUUCCCACCACGCAGGAACAAGAGCGGGCCGGAAUAUCGUAA